Molecule: messenger RNA, 7387 nt
Organism: Puntigrus tetrazona (Sumatra barb)
Lineage: Eukaryota; Metazoa; Chordata; Actinopteri; Cypriniformes; Cyprinidae
Gene: swt1
Product: SWT1 RNA endoribonuclease homolog
Exons: 18
Coding region: 157-3018 (953 amino acids)
Cellular component (GO): nucleus
Source: RefSeq, a predicted model, not a curated record
ACGCAAAGUAAAAAGAUAGCGGAAGUGAAUUCAACCAGCAGAAGGUAAUGCCAAAGGAGACGUGAAGAGCUGUUAAUGCAUCAGAAAUUUCUUUACUUUGUUAAAUAGCGUCGUCUUUAACAACGUUCCUCCUGCUCGUGGUAAAGGGUUCUGAAGAUGUCAAGCAAGAAAUCAAAGAGGAAGAAACAUAAAAAGGAGGAAAGAAGCCCAUCAAACUCUUCUCGUGACAGUAAGAAGGACAGUGAUGCUAAAAUAUUCAGCAGUCCAAAAAGAAAACACAAACAUCAUCAUCGGCAUGCAAGUUCUGAUAAAGAUAGAGCUAAAGAAAGGAGGGCGACUGACUCAAAAUCAACAACAGAAUUUGAAGGAGGAUUUAAGAAAGCAAAAAUCCGAGACAGCAAGAGGAGGGAAGAAAGAUCCCUAGAAAGCCAAACUUCAAAGAAUUCCAGGCCAGUUUUCAAGUCACCUGUCACACACGAUAAGAAGCAAGUGAAUCCCAGAGAGAAGCAUGAAAAAGCAAGUGCCCAUAUCUCAGAGAGAAGCUCCAGCAGUCACGCUGCAACAAACCUGCCUUCUUCAAAAGAAUUUGAGAAAAAGAGACAGGAGCUGGUAUCGAGGAGAUCCACAGCAGAGCGUCCCAGAUGGAUACCUCCAAAGGAUUAUUGUUCCCCUGCACGAGAGAAAAAAAGAGGACUCAUGAAAAGGCCUUUGUCACCAGAGCUUGAUGUUGAAUCCAAACGGAGAGACAUCAAAAACAUGACCAAUGCUUCACAUGCAGAAUCUCAUUCUGAAGUUCAAAAGGGAACAAGAAAGAUGUUGGUGGCCAACAGUUCCAAGAAUAUCGACUAUAAUGUUGGUGCACAGAGUUCUCAAGGCAAGUCCAAAGAAGCUAUGCCAGUAGUGAAACAUGGAUCUAAACUGAAGUUACAAGAAGAUAUUUCACCUAAGAAGCAAGACCAUGUACAGCUGGGUAGUGUCCCUGGUGAAAUCUCAGGAGAAAAAAGGCCAUCACUUGGUGGUCUCACAGCAAGUGUCAGUUUCAAGAUCCCAAAGAAGGUCAAUGCUGUGAAAGUUUGGACAAACACGGGUGUGUGUAAUGUGAAUUCUUCAGAUCGCAGGACUCAAAGUGCUGCUCAGCCUUCUUUGCCAUCUAAAAUCAAAUUUCUCAUCUCACAGCCGCAAGGACAGAGAUUUCAAAGGUUUUCUGCGCAAACCUCUCAUAAACCCUCUUCUAUUAACCCGUCACAUAUUUCAUCUAUAUCUCACCAAGUUCAGCAGACACUCUCUGACAAAACAAGAGAGGUCACAAUGCCAAGCAAUACUUCCUGCACAGUACAACAUGUAACUCUCCAGAAAACUGCAGAGACCCUUGACUGUGACCAUGAGAUGGAGCUGGUGGAGGAGCUUCAUCUGGCACGCUCUGAGAGGCGCCUGGAGGUGAACUUGAUAGAGAACUGUGGAGAGCUCACCUGCAUGGACAUUGACCCUCCAGAAGAGGGUGCCAGCACAGUGCUAAGUAAAGAUCAACAUAAACAGGCGCUGCUUAUUGUUCUGGAUACCAAUGUGCUGCUCAGCCACCUGGAGUUUGUGAAGAAGAUCAGGUCACAUGGUCUCGGUGGGCUUGGGUUCCCCACGUUGCUGAUCCCAUGGGUGGUGCUGCAGGAGUUGGAUUAUUUAAAGAGUGGUAAACUCUCCAGCAAAGUGGAAUACAAAGCCAGGCCGGCUGUCCACUACAUUUAUAGUUGCCUAAAAAAUCAAGAACCUAGACUUGUGGGCCAGUCAAUGCAGCAGGCCUCUCAAGCUGUUGGUGGGCCUGGUGUUGUGAACAAUGAUGACAGAGUACUGGAGUGCUGUCUGCAGUACCAGGCUCUGUGUCCAGAGGGAGCACUAGUUCUUUGCACCGAUGAUAAGAACUUGUGCAGCAAGGCUCUGCUCAGUGGGGUGAAGGCCUUGAGUAAAGCAGACUUGGUAAAAGAAGUGGAUGGAAACAGAUCUACAAUUCUAAAGUACAUUCACGCUCAACCCGCUGUGCGGCCCCCAGCUGAACCUGUAGAGAAAGCAGAAGAGAAAGAAUCACACAAGAAUAAAUGCAGUGAUCCAGUGGAGGAACGACAGCUGAGCGAAUGUGCGUGUUUAUUGGAGUCCUGCCUCCAGGGGGCGCUGUCAGAGGUGUUGGAGGAAGAGAUGAAAGCUGCUUAUGGAGAACUGUGGACUGAGAUAGUGUAUGUGAAGCCCCCGUGGACUCUGGAUGGGCUGCUCAAGUGUUUCAAGAAGCACUGGAUAGCUGUGUUUGGAAGCAUUAUUAAGAGGAGCUUGCUCAGCUGUGUGGAGAUGCUGAGUGACACUCUAUGCUCAGACAGGUCCAUAGAGCACAGGUCUGUUCUCAGUGCUGUGAGAUUGGCUGAAGAGCUGCUGUCGGCACUGGCUGGAAGAUCUUUGUACAACGGUCAUGUAGCUCAGGCACUCUCUACCCUUCAUAUGCUAAAGCAAAGACUACAGUCUCCGAAAGCUCCAGCAGAGGGUAAUGGCACUGAUAAUGAGGACUCGCUGAUGGCAGAAAUAGAGGAGGAUGUAGCUCCACCACCUCAGACAUCACAUCAGGAUGUUUGGGCAUUAUUUGAGAGCAUCUGGAACAACGUGUGUCAGAUUAGUUCGGCUUUGUUCUCAGCGCUCCACUACACUCCAGGAGCCACGGAGCCCAGCCAGCGAUCUACCUCACCCCCGCCUCAGGAAGCUCUCUCCUGUCUACAAAGGCUCUCCACUGCACUGAAACAGCUACUGGAGGCUCUUCAGAGGCUGUUAUCAGCGGAAAGCAGUGUUCAAGAUGCACAGUCACUUCUCGCCUUUAUUCAGACCAGCGAGAUUGCCGCUAUGGAGCCACGUUUCACUGCCAGGGACCUGUUUGAUUGCGUGUCUCAGCAGGAAUACCGGGAAAAGCUGCGUGUGGGUGGUGCACAGCUGUCUGAGCUGUGUGUGAAUCUAGAUCACUGUGCUGCAGCUCUGAGCUCUCGGUCCUGAUUCACCUCCUGACUUUUCAUGUUCGGACCCAGCCAACUUUCUACAUACUAUCUGACCAGACUCUUCUGGACCCCAACCUGGUUUUAUACAAGAGUCAUAAUCUGCGCAACAGUUUACUGAUCCUCUGUCCUUGUACCAACCUGCAGCAGAGUCAGUGUGUCGGUCACAUGACCCUGACUUAUUAUGCAUCAAGGGCUAUCAGUCUAUAUAACAGAAGUUAGACUGUGUUCUAAUUCUUAUGUUGUAGUUCUAUACUUUGAUAUGUUUUUUAAUUGUGUUAAAUUAUUGGGAUUAUUUAUUCGUCUUACUUUAUAAGUAUGCCCUAUUUGGGGAAAACACUGUUUUAGUGAUCAUAUUGGUUUGUUGGUGGUUUUGACGUUUUAUAAUAAAGAAUGUAGAAUUUAAUUUCUGCUCUGCCACAUAAAAUCCUCCUAGUGUCCAAGAACUGUUGCGUUAACAGGUUAUAAUGUGUUCAGAAACGGGUGUGACUUCAAGACACUGUCUCACACGACAUUCAGUGCUGCAAGGCUUUCAGUAAGUAGCGAGUGCGACAGUGAGUCAUGUGUUAAAAGCCAAUUUACUUGGGCGCCAGUCUAGUUGUCCUUCUGGAAACUAUCCUGAAACCCACAAAUUUCUUCCGUGAUUCUAAGAAGGUACAUUACUGAUAAGCAGCUGUAAUUUCUUAUUCUUAGUUCUGCCAAUGCAUAUGAAAUACCGGCACUAACAUGACGCUCAGUCAUUUCAUGUGGAAUGGUGUCUGUGCUAGUAUUGUUUUAUUUGUAUUAAAGUGUAAAUAGUUCCAAAAAAAUUCUAUUUUACUUUACAUCUAUUUACAUUAUGAUUAAAAUAUUCGAUCAUCAAUGACUUGUGCUCAUUUUGUUACAUAAAACCUGAUGAUUUUAAUCUGGAUUUCUGGUACUGUGACAUCACAAAUUGAGAGGCCUUAUGGGAUUAUGGGAACAGUGAUGAUGUCCCACUUGAGAUUAUUCUAGUGCUCAAUAACGUAAACAAGAUGGCUGUGCCUGUGUUCAGAGGUCAUUACUGUAGGAAGAUGAUUACAAUGAUUACAAUAUUUUAAUUGUUUUGCGGUGUAUUUAAUUUUUUUCAUAUUUAGUCACUAUAUAUAUAAAUUUUUGUGUUUUUUUGGUAAUAACAAGGCGCAAGGUUAUUUUGCCAAGUUUUUACAGACAGCAGCAAGAGAGGGGAACAUUUGAGUCACGCGCAGACCACAAUACUGACAGAAGCACCUUAAGUGAAAGACAGUGACCGUUUUUUAAACCUCAAGAUGACAGACAACAAAUAUCUGGCAAGGCUUGACAUCAACUUUUUUGCAUACCAGUCACUGUGGCUAGUGGUUUUACAAAUUUACUAGCCACUCAGCAUUUUGACUGGCCACCAUUUUCUUGAUGGGAAAUAAAAUUUUAUUUGACCUAUUACUGCGCACAAGUGUUUCCAUUUUGACAUUUAGCAUUUUCCCCUUUACCGUAUUAAAUGCAUCCAUAAUCUUUCAUAACAAAUUCUAACAUUGUAUUUAUAAUUUCACUUAAUAUAAUAAGGUAAUACACGGCAGUUGCCAAUCAUAUGAAAUCAGUAUCUACGAAAUCGAUAUUUUCAUUGCAGAAAAAACAAGUGAAAACAGCAUUCAAAUGCAUUUAUGACAGUUCAGUGUAUCUGAAAUACAGCGCAAAUUCAAGUCUUUGUGAUGUAUCAAGAGCCACAUUAUCCAGAGUAAUGUCAGCAUACCACCAAGAAGGACGAACCACAUCUAACAGGAGUAACUUUGGACGCAAGAGGAAGCUGUCCUGAAAGGGAUGUCCGGGUGCUAACCCAUACUGGAUCCAAAAAACAUAAAACCACAGCUGCCCAACUCACUGCAGAAUUACAUCUGCACCUCAUCUCUUCUGUUUCUACCAAACCUGUCCAUUGGGAGAUCCACAGGGUCAAUAUACAUGACCAGGCUGCUGCAGCCAAACGGAUUUAAUGUUGUCAGCAGUGUAAAAUCUUGGGCUGUGCACAAUGUAAAACAUGUAUUGUUCCCUGAUGAGUCCACCUUCACUGUCUUUCCCACAUCCAGGAGAGUUACGGGGUGGAGAAGCCCCAAAGAAGCGUACCACCCAGACUGUUACAUGCAGAGUGAAGCAUGGGGGUGGUUCAGUGAUGGUUGGGGCUUCAAUAUCAUGGCAUUCUCUAGACCCAAUACAUGUGCUAGAUGGGCGCAUCACUGCCAAGGACUACCAAACUAUUCUGGAGGACCAUGUGCACCCAAUGGUUCAAACAUUGUAUCCUGAAUGUGGUGCCGUGUAUCAGGAUGAUAAUGCACCAGUACACACAGUGAGACUGGUGACAGAGUUUGAUAGCCAUAAAAGUCUAUUUGAACCUCUCCCAUUGCCUGCACAGUCACCAGAUCUAAAUAUUAUUGGGUCACUUGGUGAGAGUUUUGGAGGAGAGAGACAGGAAACAUUUGCAGGACUGUCGUUCCCAAGAUGCAGUGAUGCUGUAUUGGCCAAAAAAAGGAGUCUACACCAUACUAAUGAAUUAUUGUGGUCUAAAACCAGGCAUUUCAGUUUCAUUGUCCAACCCCUGUGUGUAUGUAUGUAAGUAUAUAUAUAUUCCAAAUAUAAAAUGUUAGAAAAAAGAGGCAGUAGGUGGCAGCAUCUUUAAUGACUCGAUUCGUUCAGACUCUGAUUCAUUCAAGAAUGAAGCAAGUGCCUGUCCUUAUGAAUGGGCCUCCAAUCUUUGAAUUGAAAAAAACACUGCUGUGCUGAGUUGUUCUGCUAUAAUCUUUCUUUGGAACUGAUUUCAUUAACCAAAUAGGAGCAAAAACAGUCAACAUUAUAUCCUUUCAAUAAAUUUUAAUAUUGACCUGAAAUGUACAUUAAUCACUCAUUUUGUAUAUAAUGUUGCAUUGGUAAAUAAAGGUUUUCAGGGAACUUCCCUCUCUUGGUCGUGUAAUGUUGUUUAACUAGGUUGUAUGUUAUACAUAAAAACGAACUCAGUUUUUUUUUUCUUCUGUGUGCAGUUGAGUUCACUUGUUUUGAUUUCUCUACCAGAUUCUCUCACAUAGACAAGAUGACUGAGCCUCAUUGGAGUAAUUUCGCUAUUACAAGCCUAUCCUAUAGUCGCCGUUUGCAUGCACUGAAUGUAAUAAAAUCAGAACCAUUCUCGAAAAUUUGGUGCCGUUUGAUGUUUUAAUCAGAUUAGUUGUUCGGUCGGGCAAGUCACUUGUUCCUUCAAGAAAUCUACUAGUAGCUAACAAGAAGCUAUGGAAAAAGCUUGAUUUUGGUAUACAUUUAACAUGUGCUACGAGUUCCUUGUCUUUAUCAAUUCUCCUUAUCGCAAUAGAAACGAUAGGUUCGGACCAGAAGGUCAUUGCAGCAACUACAUGACUGUGGCCUAAUUCCACUGGGCAUUCAGUGACCAGAACAGAACUAUAAUCCCUCCUGAAGACUUUGUGCUUGUGUGGCUUUUGGCCUACUUCUUGCUAGCACGACUCUCCCGAUUUAUCUGGGAUUAAGACAGGUUAUUUUUGUGAAUGGACAGAGGAUGAAGGGUUGUUGGAUAAGAAUCCACCUUCAUAAUAAAUGGGCUGAUAAUAAACUAAACAACGAACCAUAAAAUACAAGUGAUUCACCAUUAUGGCUAAUGGCACAGAAUGAAGGAAAUGCAAAUUCAGUUUCUUUUGCCUUAUUGGCCUUUACCUGAUCUUACACUCUCUCAUGGUGUUAUAUAUCCACAGGAAUAGUAUGGCAUUUAAUAUAACCACACCAGAAUUCAUAUCUAGAGAAAAUGUGCAAAACAAUAUGCGAUUCAUCAUUUCUAGAGACACAAACAGCAAUACUUUUACAGGUUGAAAUGGUUUAUUAGUAAGGAAAUAUCAGUUCAUAACAAAUGUGGUACAGGAUUUUCUGCCCCGAUCCAGUUUAUCGAGAAAAACAAAACCAUGGAGCCAAAAAUAUCUGUGUUGCUUCCAAAUGCUAAAACACAGGAAAUAUUUAAAAAGUUGGUAUUGAGAAGGAAAUGAGCAUCACCUCAAUUGCGUGAAUCAGUCAAACAAAUGAAAUGGUAACAAAAGAUCUAAUGAGCAGAAGCACUGAAGCGUGGUUGGUUAUACGCAUGUGAGGGUUACUAAACUGGCACUGAUUAAUUUUAUAACCUCAUGGGUGUUGUGCGUCGACUAGCUCAUCCAUCUAUCUAUUGGUUACUUAGCAGUGUAUCAAAAAUAUAAAAAAGGCCAUCUUUAAAGAUUGGUACAGUAAUCCUACGUCAUGGCUAAUGAUACAAAAAGGAAAGCCAUGUGUUUGAAUGUUUUGUAAAAUAAGGCUUUGUAUAAGCAUGGAGCUUUAAAUGAAGUAAGCUAACAAAAAAAAUA